This is a messenger RNA of Aricia agestis (brown argus), 666 nucleotides long. Its product is annotated as calcium load-activated calcium channel. The record is from RefSeq and is a predicted model, not a curated record. Gene Ontology annotation, molecular function: calcium channel activity. Gene Ontology annotation, cellular component: cytoplasm; endoplasmic reticulum membrane; endoplasmic reticulum. Lineage: Eukaryota; Metazoa; Arthropoda; Insecta; Lepidoptera; Lycaenidae. The transcript is spliced from 6 exons. The coding region runs from base 30 to 581 and encodes 183 amino acids. Gene Ontology annotation, biological process: endoplasmic reticulum calcium ion homeostasis.
AAUUUGCAUUUGUUAUUGAGGUAUUAAAAAUGUGGGGUGAUUCAUUGUUAAUAGUAUUCAUAUCGAUUUGCACAGCGCUACUUGGCGAAGGUCUGACAUGGAUAUUAGUCUACAGAACAGAAAAAUACCAAAAACUCAAAGUGGAAGUGGAACGUCAAAGUAAAAAAUUGGAGAAGAGAAAGGAAGCCCAUGGUGACUCCUUGGACAAGCAUCAUAAAAAGAAAAUUGAGCGUGAAGAAGAGCGUCUGAAAAACAAUAAUAGAGACUUAUCACUGGUCAAAAUGAAAUCAAUGUUUGCUAUUGGUUUUGCCUUUACUGCACUCUUAAGCAUGUUCAAUAAUAUAUUUGAUGGCAGAGUAGUGGCUAAAUUACCAUUUUAUCCCAUAUCAUGGAUUCAAGGACUGAGCCAUAGAAAUUUACCUGGAGAUAACUACACUGAUUGUUCUUUCAUAUUUUUGUACAUCCUCUGUACAAUGAGUAUAAGGCAAAAUAUUCAGAAGCUUCUUGGUUUUGCACCCUCGCGUGCUGCAUCUAAACAAGGCGGGGCCCUGUUUGCUGCUCCUCAACCACAAUUUAAAUGAAGACUAAUAACAAAACAAAUAACUUAAUGUUCUUGUUCAUAUUUAAUUUUCAAAAAAUUGCAAAGAUUAAAAAGGAGUAAAAUAA